UUUCUUCGUAGUUCGUCGUGCGAUACGGGAGGUUCGCGUGUUACAUGAGGGAAAUUCAAAACAAAGGCAAGUACUCGGCCACGUGGAAAUCGAGCGGGUGCGUCCGCGCGCGUGUGUCGUCGCCGAGGCAGGAGGCUGAACGGCGGAUUAGCUGUCGAUUCGUCUCUCGUUUUCUCACCGGCCGCUCUCGCCGCGCGUUCAGCCACAACCUCUACGACGAGAGGGAUGGCAGGCCGAGGUGGACCGGUAAACGAGAUGCGGAUAUGAGCCACGCGACGAGAGCGGACGACGUUAACUCGGCCAUGGAUCCACCGGCGGCCGACAGCGUCGACGACGAGUCCGACGAUUUGUUUUCAGAUGACGAACAAAAGAAGGAGAUUGGGCGUAGAUCCAACGUCUCCCACGACUCGAUUUUAAGUCGGUCUGAGACACCUUUAUUAUUUGACAGUCCCAAAACGACAGUGUCAACUGAUGCCGUGAUUCCAUCCACGCCGUUGAGUCUGUUGCCCUUCUUAAGUAAGAUAAACGAACAGUGGAGUAGCGACUUGGAGACACCGCAAGCUCAGGCCCAAACGAAACCAAUGACUGUCUCAGCAGGAAGAACUGAGGUAACACCUAGGCUCGAGCAGCGUACACCUGACGUUUCAAAUGUUAAAAGCGUAGACAAAAUUGUCGCCGAUUCCCCUGUUAUUUCCUCUAGAGCAACGCGGCGGCGCUCCAAGCGUCGUAUAUUUAGAUCCUCCGCAUCUAUAGACCCAUCGGCUGUGACUGACAAUGAAGAUAUUACCGCAGUUGUACAAGUAGAGACACCUGUUAUUUCUGACGGUGCUGAUUCCCCGGCACUAAACGACACUGCGAAUGCUGCAGUAUCGAAACCGUCUUUCGAGAACGACGUUAAAGAUUGCGAGCCAGAGGUUCUCGAUAAGAGUCAAGACAAGGGUGGCAAUGAGAAACCGGAAAAUUUUACGAACGCCGUACCUGACAGUUUAAACACGUCCACGCAAGAGUUUUUUAGCAACGCCUCGUUCAGUAAGAUAGACGAGCUGUGUUCCGACACUUUUAAUAAGCCGGAAACAAUGGAGACCGUUGCCACGCGAUGUAAUUACGAAUCGAAUGUUGAGAUUAAAGGAAGGAGCGUUGACGAGGAGAAAAGUAUAGGUUUCUUCACUGCCCGUGGCGCUUCGAUUAAUGUAUCAAAGCAAGCGUUACUUAAGGCGAAGAGACUGUUCGCGGACGCCUUCGAUAUGGACGAAACGCAGGCGCAGGAUUAUGAGUCAUUCGCCAAAAGAAAUUGUAACGAGGAAAAAAAUAGGCAUUUACCAUCCACUUCAUUCGCUAAUAACGUUCCUGCCAACAUUGCGAAAGAAUUUGCGCUGUCCAAAACGAAAUUACUCGCAGAACGAUCGAAAAAUUAUGACGAAGCGUACACUGCAGAUUGUAAAAAGCCACUUGUAAAUAAAAGUUCCGGUGAAGAAGUCAAUAAAGCUCCCGUUUUACUUUCCACUGCCAGCGGCAAUCCCAUUAACAUCUCGAAAGAAGCUUUGUUAAGAGCGAAAGCGUCAUUAGCGAAUGAAACGGAUAAUAUUGAUGACGAUGCGUUAAUAAAAUAUUACGAGAGAUCGUCUGUCGAUAAAAAUAAUUCUGUAACAUUAAAAAAUAAGGCCCUGUCAUUGUUUUCUACAACUGGCGGUAGAUCUAUUAAUAUCGCAGGAAAAUCACCGGCCAAAGCAACAUCAUUGUUCGCGAAACAGUCGGAUAUUACCGUUAAACUACCAUCUAAUAAAACCGAUAUUUCUGAUAACGAACAAUGUGAUAAAAGUACUUCGAAUAUUAAAUUCCGCACUGCCUGUGGCGCAUUCGAGCAAGUUAAUUCUAAAGCAAGAGCAUCUGCAGAACAAUUGGACGGUUCAACAGAACCAAUCGCACUACAAAAAACUCAUAUCGAUGAUAAUGAAAUAAAAGGACAGGAAGCGGGAGUUUUAAAAAUUGGAUUCCAAACUGGUCGUGGUAAACCCAUCGGUAUCUCGGAACAGGCUUUAUCCAGAGCAAAAGCAUUGUUUGCGGAUUUGGACGAUACGUUAGAAGUAGUCGUCGCAGAGAAAACCAAUGUUCACUGUGAAGAAGCGAAAGGAUUAGAAGUAAAAAAUAUUAGAUUUCAAUCUGGUAGCGUCAAUAUUUCUGAACAGACAUCGAAAGCGAAGGUAUCGUUCGAGCGACUGGACGGUCAACUAGAAUUCGCCGUUGCAAACAAAGCUGAUAAGAUCAGCGAUAAAGUGGAAACCGGACGAGAAGUUAAAAUUCCGAGUAUUGGAUUUCAAACCGCUUGCGGAACGGCCAUCAAAAUCUCGGAGCAAGCGUUGUCCAGGGCGAAAGCGUUAUUCGCGGAUGAAUUAGAUCCUUUAGAAAUGGACAUUCUCAAGAAUAAUGGCCGCGACGACGAAAAGAUAGAGAAGCGCGACUCGACAGUUCCGCACGGUGGACUGCAAGCUGCAAGCGGCCAACGGGCACCGGUUUCGAACAAUGCUGCAUUGACAGCACGAGAAUUAUUCUCCAGCGACCGUCCGGACGAAAGUAAUCCUGACUUGGAGCGCGCAUCGUUGCAAAAGCGCAAACUAAGCGUGGCUAAUGUAGACGAGAGCACACCCCAGGGCAGGAUUCGCGCGUCCGAAACGAAGAAGGCACGUCUCAGCGGCGAAUUCCACGCUAGAAAAUUGUUCUUCGAUAAUCCGGGCGUUGACAACGUUGAGAACCGAGAUCCGGAUGUGAAAAGUCCUUCCGUCGUGGAUUCCGUUCUGGUUUCGCCGAAAGCGGAUACGGUGGAAUCGACCGAAUCGGAUGUAGCGGGCAGUCCUGUGAUAGGAAGACAGUCUAUCCCGAGGAAGCGAAAGAGCGUAGGAUAUCACAGGGACGAGUACAACGCGUCACGAGCGGAUAAAAAAGCAUCAGAUAACGAGAGUGCAUCAUCGUUGCGAGAGAACGUUGUUGUGCAAGGAAGCGCAGCUCGCGGAAAGAUCGAGGACGAUAAAUUAGACACGGAGACGACGCGAGCCGCCGCGCGGGAAAGGGCGCGGGGCGACAGCGCGGAGUCGAGCGAGUACGGCGACACGCAGGUGAUGCUGGACUUUAUCGAUCAGUCGGCGAGGAUCCUGCAGGAUCGCUUGGCGGCCGCGUUGGAGCAGGAGGCGAUAAUCACCGCGAAGAGGAGACGCGCGCGAUCGGCGGGCUCGAAGCGGUCGGCGGGUCACCUGUACCGUUACAGGCAGAUCAAUUCGAACGCUCGUUUGUCGCUGCGGGAGAUCGGCGGUGGCGCGCCGCCGGUGCCGCGUCCCCAUCAGGAGCUGGUCGAUCGGCGGAUAUCGCCGGAUAUCCUGGACAUCACCGCCGCGACCGCGGCGACGUACAGAUUCCGUUGCUCCGACUUCUACGGGAACGACGUGGCGCACGGUAACGUCCGCGGGAUCGAGAUGGAGGACGGCGCGCGUCUGAUCAUGGACGAGAGCGGAUGCGCCGGCGUCUGGGAGCUCCUCCGCGCGUUCCUCGCAAGUCCGAGCGUAGAGCCGAGUCUCGUUCCCGCGCGCUGGGUCGAGAAUCACUACCGCUGGAUCGUGUGGAAGUUGGCGUCGAUGGACCGAAUGAAGUUCGGCUCGGCCGAGAUACCCAGGGCAUUAACACCGUCGCACGUAAUGGCACAGUUAAAGUAUCGGUACGAUCGUGAGAUCGAUCAGUCUCAACGACCGGCGAUAAGACGGAUUUUGGAAAAGGACGACGUUGCGUCUAAGAGAAUGAUUCUAUGCGUGUCAUCUAUAAUAGAAAAUAAUGACGUAAGUAUGGAGAUAGGGAAGAGUCCGCGUGUAGGAGUGCCCAAAUGGAGAAUAGAAUUAACUGACGGCUGGUACAGCACGAACGCCUGUAUCGAUUUGGGUAUGAUGCGGAACGUAGCGACCGGUAAAAUAAGAGAGGGCACGAAAUUGAUGGUGUCCGGCGCGGAAUUACUCAACUGCGACCAAGGUUUCUAUCCGCUCGAGGCACCGGCUGACGUGUGCCUGAAAUUGCACACGAAUUCAACCAGGCGCGCACGAUGGGACACGAAAUUAGGAUACGCGCCGCGUUCGGGGCCGAUACCCAUCAGGUUACGUAACGUCUGCCCGAGCGGCGGUUUAAUCGGCAAAAUGACGAUUGUCGUCGCCAGAGUGUAUCCGAUGUUAUAUCACGAGAAAACCGCAUCCGGGGAUUCGAUCGUCAGAAACGCUAGAAGCGAGGAGAAAGAGCGUAGCAGGUACGAGCAGCGGUGCUGGUCCAAGAUAGAGGCGUUCUACGCUAAUGCGGAGGACUUUCAAGGGAAAGGACUUUCUUGCGAAACCGAUGAUAUGGCGAUUCAAUUGAGCGAGGAUUACGAGAGCCUGUCCACGGAGGAAUCCAUCUCUAAGAAGCGGCAUGAUGAAUUGCUGCAAGAGUUACGUCAGAAGGAGGAACGGUUCAACCAGAGGAUGCAGUCGAAAUUGCGCGAGAGCUUGCCGGGGCCGCGGCAGGUCUCCCAGCUGCUCAAGGUACGCGUGUGCGAUGAAAACGCGAACGCCGUCCUCUCGGUCUGGUCGCCCGGCGAGGACGUCGUCGACGCUCUCAAAGAAGGCGCGUGCGUCUCGCUCUGCAACAUCGUGGCUUCCGGAAAGAGGGGUACCGAAUUGCAACUCACCGCGCGUCGGUCUGCAAUUUUUAAGCCGGGAAAGACGCGCGACACGUCUUAUCCCGCUAGAGCGUGCACGUCGCUGUGCGAAAUAGCGAAUUCCGAGUUCGCUCCACCUUACGGCGAGUUCGAUACGGUCGGUCUCGUCUGUUCGGUCGGUCCUGCCCCUUACGGUAUGAAAGACUUCGAGGUUAUACAUUUGGCAUAUCGUGAAGCGAAUUUGAGCGACUUUUCGUACCUCUCGAUACUAUUUUGGCAAGGAAUAGCCAGUUAUGGAUACGCAGAGAUUCUUACUGUUGGAUCUAUCGUAGCUUGCAGUAAUUUAGAAUGGCGAAGGGCAACUUCGUGGAACGUCCCAGCGGCGUAUUGCACGGACAGAAGUACUUUUACGCGCAAUCCUCGCCGAAAUCAUUUAUACGAAUCCUUCGAAAAUCUGAAAAAACUGAUUACGGAUCCAAUUAAGGAUGUUGAAAGCUGUACUCUCCAGCUUAACGUGGAAUUACAAAAAAAAUCGACGCCUACGCGUUACACGACGGGUAAAAAUACUCCGAUUAAAAUAUACAGUUCCACGUCAAGCGCCGACAAAAAAUUGGUCGACUAUACGUCGCCGCUGGCGACGCCGAAAUUGGGAGUGGGCAACAGCUCGACUUAUGUCGCAUCUAAUCCCUCGAUCCAGAAACGACUUGAGAAACUUCAACAUUACGGCGAAGCGUCCGAGCUAUCUCCUCUCGUGUUAAAAAACUCCAAGAGAAUUUCUUUGGAUUUUCAAUCACCCAUUCGCAUUUCAGAGAUAUUGAGUACCAAACUCGGGGAUUUAAAUCAGUCUAAUACAACGGAAAAACAUUGACAAUUAUUUUAUGUUGUUUUGUUCUAAUUCGUUUUAAUUCUAAUGGUAAGUGUCCUAAAAACAAUGUACAUUUGUUAAUAAUUAUUAAAUGUUCAUUAAUAAUAAUAAGAAACUGUUCCUAUAACUAUAGUAAUAAAGUAGUUUUAUUAUUCCUGUA
Wasmannia auropunctata (little fire ant) is the source of this 5688-nucleotide messenger RNA. Its product is annotated as breast cancer type 2 susceptibility protein-like. Lineage: Eukaryota; Metazoa; Arthropoda; Insecta; Hymenoptera; Formicidae. The transcript has 12 exons. Gene Ontology annotation, biological process: double-strand break repair via homologous recombination; regulation of DNA-templated transcription. The record is from RefSeq and is a predicted model, not a curated record. Bases 45 to 5531 code for a protein of 1828 amino acids.